GUUCAGGAUUCACGUCCGACCCAGUAAUAACGGAAAAAACGGAGGGAGAGAGGGCGGGAAGGAGAGAGGGGUCUGCUAGGGUUUCUCUCUGGGGCAUACACAAAUGCAUUUGACUCUCGAAUUUGGUGGUGGUUUGGAGCUUCUUUGUGCUUCUGUCAAGAAGCAUCAUGUUGAUGUUAACUUGAAAACUGGCGAGGACCAGUUAACAAUGAGAGAUUUACUCUCAUGGGUCCGCAGCAAUGUGAUCAAGCAGAGACCUGAAAUGUUCAUGAAGGGAGAAACUGUGAGACCUGGCAUCUUGGUGCUGAUCAAUGACUGCGAUUGGGAACUCUCUGGUCAGCUUGAUGCAUCUUUGUCAGAAAAGGAUGAGGUAGUUUUCAUCUCAACCUUACAUGGGGGUUAGUUUUGGCAGCGGUAUUAUAGCUUGCUAAAGAAGUGCAUCAGGAGCCAUCUGAAAAAGAUCGAGUGGUUGUUAGGGGAAUGAAACAAAAGCUAGGGUAUAUAUCUACUUCAAUAUGCUCUACUCUUUCUCUAUAAUUCAACUAUCCUAAUGGAUAGAGCAUGUUUUUGUGGUCGAUUGGUAGUUGGCCAAGAGGUAACCUGGGAGGGAUGAUUAACUGGAAUGGCUUGAACUAUAAUGUGCAGUUCCAAAAUGCUUCCUGGGCUGCAGCUUGGUGCUCAUAACCUUUUUCAUCUUAUAUUUCCUUUUGGUCGACGUUGCAUCUUCUAGCCUUUCCUGUGCUAAAAUUUGUUAAAUUGUAUGCACAUCAGUGCUCCGUUAAGAUCAGCAACUCUUCAACUGUUAUAUUUGUCAAUGCAGAAAAUAUUAUAAUAUUUUAACUGCCAA
This is a messenger RNA of Nymphaea colorata (pocket water lily), 847 nucleotides long. RefSeq names its product ubiquitin-related modifier 1 homolog 2-like. Lineage: Eukaryota; Viridiplantae; Streptophyta; Magnoliopsida; Nymphaeales; Nymphaeaceae. The record is from RefSeq and is a predicted model, not a curated record. The transcript has 4 exons. Gene Ontology annotation, cellular component: nucleus; cytoplasm. Gene Ontology annotation, molecular function: protein tag activity. Bases 104 to 403 code for a protein of 99 amino acids. Gene Ontology annotation, biological process: protein urmylation; tRNA thio-modification.